Molecule: messenger RNA, 2187 nt
Organism: Mycosarcoma maydis (corn smut)
Lineage: Eukaryota; Fungi; Basidiomycota; Ustilaginomycetes; Ustilaginales
Exons: 1
Coding region: 1-2187 (728 amino acids)
Biological process (GO): SCF-dependent proteasomal ubiquitin-dependent protein catabolic process
Cellular component (GO): SCF ubiquitin ligase complex
Molecular function (GO): protein binding
Source: RefSeq, a predicted model, not a curated record
AUGAAACGAGGUUUUCUCCUCCAUAGCCGCCCGCGAGCGGCUGUCAAGCAUACACCCAGCGUCUUUGGGCAGCUGCCGCACGAGAUACUCCUCGACAUUUUCGCCUACCUUGAUCCUACUUCCUUAGCACGGCUGUCAGUCACUUGUUCACGUAUUCGCAAGGUCGUCCUUCAAGACGCCCUCUGGAAACCCUUCAUCAUGAAUGCCCUCCAACAUUUAAGCCCACCCGUACGUGGCCCGAACAUACAUCCUCUCAAAACUGCGCUACCCAUGUGGGAUCCCGCCUUCGGUCUGCAAGCCGAUGUCAGUCAUCCGCCCUCUUGGCCUAAGCUUGAUGAGUACGUUCAGCCGCAUUCGGCAGCGGAUGCCAGCCAUAACGAGCACGAGCCGUAUUGGGGCCUCUUUCCAGGCGCCACAUCCUUGUACCAGAUCUAUGUUGGGUUCAUACGCACCGCAGAACCUUUGCUAGGCUGGUGGGCUUCGAAUGUUAGCUAUUUUGGAAUGGUCAUUCGUAUUGUCAUCGACAUGCAUUUUAGCUAUGAUGUCGAGGAGGCGUCGCCCGCGGUGAAAUUUUCUUCUACAAAGCGACGUUCGCCUUCCAUUGUCUGUCAGCGCGUCUACCUAACAAAUCGUCUUAGGGGUCUCGACAGUGAUAUGCAGCGAUGGUCCGAGGUGGCUGGCUUUCCUAUGCCCAGCAACUCGUCCGUCACAGACCAAGGCACCGUGCUUUGCCGCAGCUCGACUCAGGUUCGCAACGACUUGUGCGAGCCUGGAAUCCGAACAGAGGAUCUCUGGCAUUUCAGCUGGGACGAUGCACGGUGUCAUGGUCUCGUACCUGCCGGUAUCGCCCAAGCUUAUACAGCAAAUCAAGCCUUGUCGUUCUGGAACCAGUUCGCAAGGCAGGUGAAAAGGGGCUACAUCCAAGCGCACAUAUCAAGCGAGUCGUGGGUGCGAAGCAUCGACCCGCAAGAGGGCUCAGCGCCGGAUUUCCAGAUGACUUCUGAUGGUAUUCUCGUCUUGGACGAUGACCCUGAAGAAGACUCGAGUGCCGCAUUCAAGCAUUUGGACGAUGCGCGAGAGAAAGGCAUGGUACGCGUCUCGUCAAGUGCUUACCAACCUUAUCUAGAUGUAAGCCAACCAGAUCCUGUCUUUGCAGCACUUAGCCGAUUCCCCUCGCUGGCGUCUCAAAACAUCUUUCCUCCUCCUGCAAUGCUUUCUGCCAUCCGCUCACCGCCGUGGAGCCGGCUUGACAAGCUGCAAAUCGGUGUUUCCAACAUCUGGGAGACUAUGUCGGCUGAUCACAGAUACCUGAUCGCAGGCAAAGGGCUGAUGAUUGACUCGAUCACCAUGACCCCGCCACCGCCGCAUCGACAGUGGCCAGUUGAGGUGCGUCUUGUGGAAGAGGUACCGCGAUUUUUCCCUAUCUGCAACCCUCGUCGCACAUCCGCGCUUCCAAAGCCCCUGAUCAGCCAUUCUACUUGUCCUGCAGAGGCUGUGUCACCAGUCUCGCUGGCUUCCCUCCCGACCGAACUGUCUGGAACUCAGCCGUCAAGCACCUCGACGGGUUCAAUUGUCUAUCAUCAUAUCAAGCCUUCGCCGCAGCACGAUCCAGCACACUUGGACUUUGAUUGGGACGCUGUGGAAGGUCUCUACAGUAUGCCGUACGGUCCACAUGGCAUGGAGCUGCUCUACGUUCGCGCACGACAGCUCACCUCGCUCGACUUUGAGGCGGAUGAGCGGCAGACCGCAAGGCCUUUGGAACCAUUGCUGUCGGACGAUGACAUUUACAACGAGACGCGGAUCACCCGCGACGCGGUAUGUGUGGGCGCGCGCGUGCUCGAAGCAGUCAAAGUGCUUGGCGACCGGGAUGUCCAUCGCGGACGAGUCACAUGGCGAGCUUUCAUCGAUGAUCCCGGCAGGAGCGGUGUAACAUGGCGUGCGCCUCCCGAUGGAUUUCGUAGACACACACCGUGGCCGUUACGUCCAUCCCUGGCGACCAGCAGUGAAGACGUGAGAUCUCCUGGGCUUGUGCUGCCGGCGCAUGGGCGGGUGACUGGAGGACGCUAUGAGGGGGAGGAGGGAGGAUGGGUCCCCGCGCUGGCAUGCAUCUCGAGCAUUGACGAGAUCCAGAUUUGGUGGCAGCCCAUGUACAAAAUAUCGGUUGCGAAGAAGCUCAUUGGCGUUUGA